Molecule: messenger RNA, 1379 nt
Organism: Andrographis paniculata
Lineage: Eukaryota; Viridiplantae; Streptophyta; Magnoliopsida; Lamiales; Acanthaceae
Product: transcription factor DUO1
Exons: 4
Coding region: 56-1129 (357 amino acids)
Source: RefSeq, a predicted model, not a curated record
UCCAUCCAAUUCCCGCUCAUUACUGCACGUUCUUGCAUGCACGGUCGAGUUCCGGAUGAAGUGUUUUGAAGGGAGGAGGAGGAGGGCGCGGGCGAGGACGAUGGCAAUGGCAAUGGCGCAUCGGUGUCACGAGGCUGGUGGCGGAGGAGGAGGAGGAGAUGUCAAAAAGGGGCCAUGGAAGGCGGAGGAGGACGAAGUGUUGUUAAACCAUGUGAAGAAGUACGGACCGAGAGACUGGAGCUCCAUUCGAUCCAAAGGCCUCCUGCAAAGGACGGGGAAGUCGUGUCGCCUCCGCUGGGUUAAUAAGCUCCGACCUAAUUUGAAGAGUGGAGUGAAAUUUACAGCAGAGGAGGAGAGGACUGUGAUCGAACUUCAAUCACAGUUCGGGAACAAAUGGGCGAAAAUUGCAACUUAUCUGUCGGGAAGAACCGAUAAUGAUGUGAAGAAUUUCUGGAGUAGCAGGCAGAAAAGGCUGGCCAGAAUUCUCCAGACGUCGUCGUCGGCAUCUUCGUCGAGCAAGUCGCAGAAGACUACCAAGGAAGUUAGAUCAGCCCCUCCCAUGUUCCACCAUGGUGUUCAUCAUCCACAGGCACAAAAGUUGAUGGAGGAUGAUCAGGGGAAGUCACUGUCCUGUUCAUCAUCCCACAGUGAUUCGAAGCCAUUAACAAUGGUGUCGUUGCCGGAGUUAGUGUAUCCCACGAUGCUAACUUAUGAGCACCUUCCGUUUCAACAAUUCGACGACUACAUUUCCCCGGAGUCGUCCCACAUUCCCUUCUCUGCCACUGCUAAUUUCCCACAACUCCAACCUGACCUACCCCUGCCCCUGCCCCUGCCCCUUCCCCUGCCCCUGCCUUUGGAUAGCCAAGAAUUCAUGACUAGGCUAGGAGAGCCCAACUUUCUCGACAUAUUCGAGUAUACCUGUGAGCCGCCAUUGGGGUGUACCCCCGAACUUCCUGUAGCCCCGUCUAAUUUCGACACCGGCUCUCAAAUGGCUUGUGAUGAUGAUGAGGAGAGCCACAAUGCUGCUGCUGCUGCCCCUGCCCCUGACGACGUAUUCAUCGAUGAUUUCCCUCCAAUUGACAUGUUUGCUCAGUUAGAACCCCUCCCGAGCCCGUCCAAAUGGUCGUGACUGGAUUGGAUUCGAUCCCAAUGUAUCUCUGCAGGUACUCUCUUUCUAUAACUUUAGUUUGCUUGUAUCGAUCAGAUUAAGGCUUACUUACUGUGUAUUUGUUGUUAAUUCGUCUGUACUAGUGCCCCCUAAAACUUGCUGCAUUUGAAAUGGCUAUGCUUCUCUCUUUUUCAUGCCUCGAAUCUUCUGUAUAUUUGCUCGUUAUCGACAUGCCUUAUAUUGCACAGUUUGUGAACACGCACACCAGAUA